Exophiala aquamarina CBS 119918 is the source of this 729-nucleotide messenger RNA. RefSeq lists its product as uncharacterized. The record is from RefSeq and is a predicted model, not a curated record. NCBI's taxonomy places the organism in Eukaryota, Fungi, Ascomycota, Eurotiomycetes, Chaetothyriales, Herpotrichiellaceae. Bases 473 to 715 code for a protein of 80 amino acids. The transcript has 3 exons.
UACAGCCUGGCGGAUCUCUACUACGAUGCCACUCUGAUCCGUGUUCCUUACCGCAAGGGCGUUGUUUGGAAAUGGUACACCUACUGGGACACCCUGGUCUUGGAAGGAAGCAACUGGAUGCGUCCAGUUUUCGCAUUGCCUCGCAAGGUUGCGACAGGCUUGAUUUCCCGACCAUACAGAGAUCAGAUCACCCAACGCGGAAUGGUCCUCGCCCAUCUCGGCUUUUGGUCCUUGUGGGCAUCAGCUGAAGGCUUGGAGGUUAUGACCGUGACGGUCACUUGUGGAAAGACGAAAAGUUGUGUGAGUCCUAGGAGCCACCGCUGCCUCAGAACUCGAGAGCACCGAGUGGACACGACUCGAGAGACGGAGAUAUAUAUGGUGGGCCAUUCACUGGGAGGUGCCGUGUCAUGGUUUGCUUCCCUCAACAUCGUUGCAGAACUGCAAGACAAAUUCCCGAACGUGAAAGUCUUCCAUGCGACUUUCGGCGCACCCCCUGUUGGGACGAAACGAUUCAGCGAACACUUUCGACGCAGCAUGGCGGGCCACCAGUCAUGGGCCGUGUUCCAUAAACGAGACCAAGUUGCUAAUUGCUUUGCAUGGCUUGGCUCGAUACGUGGGGUCAAAUUGUUGCCUUGGUGGAGCAAUGGGAGCCGCGCUGGAGCUGAAUGCGUUAUCCAAAAACUGGGUACCCCGACACCAUCAACAGUGCAGAUAAAUGACGGACGUGUC